AUGCCGCCCCUGAACAGCCGUGCGACGCGCGACCUGGUGAAGCGGCGCAACGUGAUUCCAGGCCCCCGCUCGCUGCACCGCGGCAUUCACUUUCACGAGAACGAGAAGUUUGUCGUGGCGUACAAGCAGAACCGGGGGGCCGCGCGGCGGGACCACCGCGACCUCCUCGUCCACCACCAGAAAAUUAACGAGGAGCUGCAGGACGUCUACGCCCGCACCGCCGCCCUGCACGCCGAAAACGCCACGAUGGAGGAGCGCAUUGAGGAGUCGUGGCGGCAGUUUGAGCGCAUUGGCGGAAAAAGACCGGCGAGCGCCGCAUCCGCCUCCUCCCGCGCGUACGACCACCUGCGGAGCAACAAGUCCGGCGUGGGUUUUGCGGAACGCCUGCGGCAGGUCUCGCAGGAGAAGCAGGACUUGCGGGAGCGGUCGCAGUGGGAGCGUGAGACCCGCGGCGAGGCCGUUGACUACUCCAAAGGCAGCGCACUUCACGCGGCGAAGGACAAGCGUGUCGCCCUCUUCCAGCGCCGUCAGCUGAAGCGUGAGCACCUCCUGCGACGCAUGGGCGAUCCGACGCCGCUGAAGCAGUCGGGCCGCUACGACAUGAAUAGUGGCACACUGCGUGUGUUUAACAAGACAAUACGUAGGGUGCAGCGGGAUGUGCGGCACGACGAGCGCACGCAGCAGGUGAAGGAGCGCAGGAGGGGGUCACGCAGCAUGUGGGACAUGCGCGGGGGAGAUGAGAACCCCAAUCGCCCGUCGCAGGGGAUUCUGCGCUACACGCGAGAGUUCGAACUUGGCCCGCGGCAGCGCGGUAAAAAAGGCAGGCGCGGCAACUGA
Trypanosoma conorhini is the source of this 837-nucleotide messenger RNA. RefSeq lists its product as uncharacterized. Lineage: Eukaryota; Euglenozoa; Kinetoplastea; Trypanosomatida; Trypanosomatidae. The transcript has a single exon. The record is from RefSeq and is a predicted model, not a curated record. The coding region runs from base 1 to 837 and encodes 278 amino acids.